GAGCAGAGUCCACUACACAAGGCAGCCUGUCCCUGCCGGCAGCAGACAGGAUUUACCCACACCUCCUCGUCUCACAACCAUUCACGCCAACGCACCCUCUCCCAUUGUCACCUUCUCGCCACCCAUCCGGUGAUCCGCGCCAAGGGGAGCGAGCCGGCUGAGUAAUUGAGGAUUGGAGGAACGCUGAGCGAGUGCCGAGGGUCAUGGUGAAAGACGAAGCAGUUGCCCACUCCCAGGACCCCGGGCAGCCUGCCGAGAAGCCGGUCAUCCGCUGCCAUAAAUGUGGAGAGCCAUGCAAAGGGGAGGUCCUCCGAGUCCAGUCCAAACACUUCCACAUCAAAUGCUUCAUAUGCAAAGUUUGUGGCUGCGACUUGGCUCAGGGAGGCUUCUUCAUCAAGAACGGGGAGUAUCUAUGUACGUUGGAUUACCAGCGCAUGUACGGGACGCGGUGCAGUGGCUGUGGGGAGUUUGUGGAGGGAGAGGUGGUGACCGCGUUAGGAAAGACCUAUCACCCCAGCUGCUUCGCCUGCACAGUCUGCAAGCGUCCGUUUCCUCCAGGAGAUCGCGUCACGUUCAAUGGGAGAGACUGUCUGUGUCAGAGCUGCGCUGCACAACCCAUGGCCCCAGGACCUAAAGAGAUCACCACAUCCAACAGCUGCGCAGGCUGCGGCAGGGACAUCAAGAACGGCCAAGCCUUACUAGCGCUGGACAAGCAGUGGCAUCUCGGCUGCUUCAAGUGCAAAUCCUGCGGCAAAGUCCUGACCGGCGAGUACAUCAGCAAGGAUGGCUCUCCAUACUGUGAAAAGGAUUAUCAGGUUCUGUUCGGGGUCAAGUGUGAAGCGUGCCACGAAUUUAUCACGGGGAAAGUGCUGGAGGCUGGGGACAAGCACUAUCAUCCGAGCUGUGCACGAUGCAGCAGAUGCCACCAGAUGUUCACCGAAGGAGAGGAAAUGUACCUGCAAGGUUCCACCGUCUGGCAUCCCGACUGUAAGCAAAGCACCAAGGCAGAGGAGAAGUUGCGGCCCACAAGGUCAUCUUCUGAAAGUGUCUAUUCCCGGCCUGGAUCCAGUAUACCGGGCUCCCCGGGCCACACCAUCUGUGCUAAAGUGGAUGAUGAGAUCCUGGAUUACAAGGACCUCGCCGCCAUCCCCAAAGUAAAAGCCAUCUACGACAUUGAACGGCCAGACCUCAUCACCUAUGAAUCCUUCUAUACGUCCACUUAUGAAGACCGCCAGGACAGGCAGAGUGUGGGUGAGAGCGCCAGAAGUGACAGGUCUUCAUCAUACAACGAGAGUUCUCCCAGGACCCUGUCCCCGACACCAUCUGCGGAGGGCUACCAGGAUGGACGGGAACGGAUAAUCCAGCGAUCUACCAGUCAGGGAUCCAUCAACUCUCCAGUGUACAGCCGUCAUAACUACACCCCCACCAUCUCCCGCUCACCCCAGCACUUCCACAGACCCGAGCUGUUGUGUACUGGUGUGCAGCGCUUCUCGUACACCCGCACCGGCAGCUUCAGCUCCACCCUCAGCGACUCCCGUCCCAACUCCCCUUUCAGACAUCACACGAUCCUCCAUGUCAAAGGCACUGAGCCCAACAGCGGCAGGAAUUCCCCUCUCCCCCAUCGGCCAGACAGCCGCCCACUAACGCCUACAUAUUCUCAGGCCCCCAAACAUUUCCAUUUUCCAGACCAAGGCGUGAACAUGUACCGGAAGCCCCCCAUCUACAAACAGCAAGAUGCAGCUGCCAUGGCAGCCUUCGCCAACAGCUCAGACGAUAUCAUCAAAUCCUCCAAGUUUCCGGCUGCCUACGCUCCAGCGCCCAAUGAAGUCCCAAAGAUUGAGACCGACUACUGGCCAGGCCCACCCUCAGUCGCCGCCAUAGGUGACCCCAGGAGGCGGUCCAGCGGCCGGGAUGAAGAGGACGAGGAACUGUUAAAACGUCGCCAGCUGCAGGAAGAGCAGUUAAUGAAGCUGAAUUCAGGUCUGGGUCAGCUGAUACUGAAGGAGGAGAAGGAGAGCCGAGAGAGACCGCACUCUGCCGGCCGAUACGACCCCUCGGUCCUCUCUUCUCUCCACACCGAUGUAUCCAAGACGUCCUCUCUUCCAGGGUACGGUCGGAACGGCCUCCACCGGCCGGUGUCCACGGAUUUUGCGCAGUAUGACAGUUACGGGGACAUAAACAGUGACGUUCGAGAUUUUCAGUCACUGCCCGAUGGUCACGUUCCCGCCAUGAGAAUGGAUAGGGGUGUCUCUAUGCCCAACAUGUUGGAACCAAAGAUUCACCCCUAUGAGAUGCUGAUGGUAACAAACAGGGCUCGGAACAAGAUCCUAAGGGAUGUGGACCGGACUAGACUGGAGCGUCACCUGGCACCCGAAGCGUUCCAAGAGAUCUUUAGGAUGACGAUACAGGAAUUCGACAAGCUGCCGCUUUGGAGACGCAACGAAUUGAAGAAGAGGGCCCGGCUUUUCUGAGACGUUUUACCGCCGGAGCCCUUCUGCGGCUGUGUCACUUACAGGAAGCAACCCAAUACUCUGCCCCGUGUGAUAAGAUAUACCCUCGAACGGGGCGGUGCUAGUGGGAAAGCGGGCGUGGUGCCACCCUGCCUUCCCACGCUACUCCACAUCCUGUCUCUAGGCGUGCCAUUGGACAAUGGAUGGCAGGUGUCCUUAAACUGCCACACUGGCUCACUCUGCCCUCCCCCGCGGAUCAUUCUGCCCUCCCCUGCGGAUCCAAAUAUAAGAUGAGAGUGCAAGUUGCCUGGGGGGUGCAUUUUUUUGUGUGUGUGUGUGUGUGUGUGUGUUUGUGCAAGAGAAUUUAACUUUUUGAAGUCGAUGUAACAUUGGGCUGUUGUGAUUUAUAGAGUGGGCUGGUCAUAGUGCUGAUAACAGAUAUGAUACUAGAGACGCUUUUCAUAGAAAAGGGGUGACCAUUGUUAAACUUGGCUUUAAAUAUAUCCUGGCCAUGGAAAUCCUCAUAUCACUUCUCUAUGCACCUAGUAUCCCUCAGCAUGGGCCUAGAUCAGGGGUCUCCAAACUUUCUAAACAAAGUGCACAGAUGCGCCGUCAGCUGGACAUAGAGCAAGACCUUACAUCGACUUCUGCUCCUCUAGGACAAGUGGUAUGGGUCAUAAACCCUGGGUCUGGGGUUGUGGUACAGAUCAAGAACAAUGCUUAAAGGGAACCUUCCUAUAUCUACAUUUGAAAAACGUGGCCCUGAUGCUCCACAAGUCAGCAGUGUCAUUUCCGGGAAUCAAUCUUUCUUUAAUAAAUGGGUGAUUGUUGUAA
Messenger RNA from Rana temporaria (common frog), 3284 nucleotides. It is a transcript of the gene ABLIM1, whose product is annotated as actin binding LIM protein 1. Lineage: Eukaryota; Metazoa; Chordata; Amphibia; Anura; Ranidae. Gene Ontology annotation, cellular component: stress fiber; actin cytoskeleton. The record is from RefSeq and is a predicted model, not a curated record. The coding region runs from base 204 to 2471 and encodes 755 amino acids. Gene Ontology annotation, biological process: cytoskeleton organization; lamellipodium assembly; cilium assembly. The transcript is spliced from 25 exons. Gene Ontology annotation, molecular function: actin filament binding.